Molecule: messenger RNA, 2403 nt
Organism: Neomonachus schauinslandi (Hawaiian monk seal)
Lineage: Eukaryota; Metazoa; Chordata; Mammalia; Carnivora; Phocidae
Gene: GPAT2
Product: glycerol-3-phosphate acyltransferase 2, mitochondrial
Exons: 21
Coding region: 1-2403 (800 amino acids)
Cellular component (GO): mitochondrial membrane
Source: RefSeq, a predicted model, not a curated record
AUGGAUACCAUGUUGGAAGCCAGACUCCAAACCCAGCAGAGGAACACCCAGAACAGCCAGGAGACCAGCUUGUGGUCCUCAGGCUUUGGGAUGAAGCUGGAGGCUGUUACCCCAUUCUUGGGGAAAUAUCGCCCCUUUGUGGGUCGCUGCUGCCAAACCUGCACUCCCAAGAGCUGGGAGUCCCUCUUCCACAGAAGCAUAAUGGAUCUAGGCUUCUGCAAUGUGGUCCUGGUGAAGGAGGAGAACACCAGGUUUCGGGGCUGGCUGGUUCGGAGGCUCUGCUAUUUCUUAUGGUCACUGGAGCAGCGCAUACCGCCCUGUCAAGAUGCCCCACAGAAGAUCAUGGAAAGCACUCGGGUGCAGAAUGUCAUCUCAGGGAGGGUCCCAGGAGGGGCUGGGGAAGGCCAGGUACCAGGCCUUGUGAAGAAAGAGGUACAGCGCAUCUUGGGCCAUAUCCAGGCUCCAAUCCAUCCCUUCCUGCUCAGGCUGUUCAGCUGGGCACUGCUGCGGUUCCUGAACUGUGUCUUCCUGAACGUGCAGCUCCACAAGGGCCAGAUGAAGAUGGUCCACAAGGCCUCACAGGCAGGCUUGCCGCUUGUCCUCCUCUCUACCCACAAGUCACUCCUGGAUGGGAUCCUGCUGCCCUUUGUGCUGCUCUCCCAAGGCCUGGGUGUGCUCCGUGUGGUUUGGGACUCCCGCACCUGCUCCCCCACCCUCAGAGCUCUGCUAAAGAAGCUUGGGGGGCUUUUCUUGCCCCCAGAGGCCAACCUCACCCUGGACAGCCCUGAGGGGGUCCUUGCAAGGGCUGUGGUCCAUGCUGCUAUGGAGCAGCUGUUGGUCAGCAGGCAGCCCUUGCUCAUAUUCCUGGAGGAGCAUCCUGGGGCCCAGGGGCCUCGGCUGUCAGCCCUGGGCCAGACCUGGCUGGGACUGGUGGUACAGGCUGUCCAGGUGGGCGUCAUCCCAGAUGCCAUGCUAGUUCCAGUGGCUAUCACCUAUGACCUGGUUCCAGAUGCACCCUGUGAUGUAUACCAUGCCUUGGCCCCACUGGGGUUGUGGACAGGAGCACUGGCUGUCCUGCGGAGCCUGCGAGGCUGGGGCCACAGCCCCAGGGUCUGUGUCCGUGUGCACCUGGCCCAGCCCUUCUCCCUACAGGAAUACACCAUCAACGCCAGAAGCUGCUGGGGCAGCAGGCAGACCCUGGAGCAGCUGCUGCAGCCCAUCGUGCUGGGCCAAUGUACUACUGUCCCAGACACUGAGAAGGAGCAGGAGUGGACUCCAGCAACUGGGCCCCUUCUGGCAUUUAAGGAAGAGGACCAGCUCCUGGUCAGGAGGCUGAGUCGUCAUGUCCUGAAUGCCAGUGUGACCAGCUCGGCAGUGAUGAGCACGGCCAUCAUGGCAACACUGCUGCUCUUCAAGCAUCAGAAGGGUGUGUUCCUGUCCCAGCUUCUGGGGGAGUUCUCCUGGCUGACCGAGGAGACGCUACUGCGUGGCUUUGACGUGGGCUUCUCGGGGCAGUUGCGGUGUCUUGUGCAGCACACGCUGAGCCUGCUACGGGCGCAUGUGGCCCUGCUGCGCGUCCAUCAGGGGGACUUGCUGGUAGUUCCUCGGCCAGGCCCGGGUCUCACACACCUGGCACGCCUGAGCGCCGAGCUGCUACCUGCCUUCUUGAGUGAAGCUGUAGGUGCCUGCGCUGUUCGGGGGCUGCUGGCAGGCAGAGUGCCGCCUGAGGGGCCCUGGGAGCUACAGGGCAUCGAGCUGCUGAGCCAGAACGAGCUGUACCGCCAGAUCCUGCUGCUGCUGCACCUGGUGCCCCAGGACCUGCUGCUGCUGCAGCCCUGCCAGUCUUCCUACUGCUACUGUCAGGAAGUGCUGGACCGUCUUAUCCAGUGUGGGCUCCUGGUUGCUGAGGAGACCCCAGGCUCCCGGCCAGCCUGUGACACAGGGCGGCAGCGUUUAAGUGCAAAGCUGCUGUGGAAACCGAGUGGGGACUUUACUGAUAGUGACAGUGACAACUUCGAGGAGGCUGAGGGCCGGUACUUCAGGCUCAGUCAGCAGUCACGCUGCCCUGACUUCUUCCUCUUCCUCUGCCGCCUGCUUAGCCCGCUGCUCAAGGCCUUCGCACAGGCUGCCACCUUCCUUCACCGGGGACAGCUGCCGGAUACGGAGUCCGGCUACACGGAGCAGCUCUUGCAGUUCUUGCAGGCCACUGCCCAGGAGGAAGGGUCCUUUGAGUGUGCAGACCGAAAUCUUGCCAUCAGUGCUAUCUGGACCUUCAGAGAUCUGGGGGUGCUGCAGCAGAUGCCCAGCCCUGCAGGUCCCAUGCUCUACCUGUCCCCUACGUUCACCAGCCGGGAAAAUCAGGAAAAGCUGGAACAGUUCAUCUGGCAGUUCAUUUGUAGCUAG